This is a messenger RNA of Pyricularia pennisetigena, 966 nucleotides long. RefSeq lists its product as uncharacterized. The coding region runs from base 1 to 966 and encodes 321 amino acids. The transcript has 2 exons. Lineage: Eukaryota; Fungi; Ascomycota; Sordariomycetes; Magnaporthales; Pyriculariaceae. The record is from RefSeq and is a predicted model, not a curated record.
AUGGCCUCCUCCAGCAGCUACCCUCGGAGCUUCGUGCUGCCCACGACUGAAGACCAGACCACUCGGCGCUUCCCUAGAUCCAAGCCCCUCUCUAGCAUUGAUGAGACCCCAACAGUCCCACUGGAGGACAUGCGUGGAUCACUUGGAGUCUCCAGGUGCCGCGAAGCAGACUUGAACGGCACAACCUUCCGAGAGGUGGAGUGCAUGAUUGUCGAGCUCACGGCCAAGGCCGAACAGGAAGAGUCGGAGCACAAGAAAAUCGUCGAGCGCAUCGCCUCCUACGAAAAGGCCAUGGAAAUCCUCACGUUCUACAUGAUAUGGGACAACCUGUCCAACAGCAGCGAGCCGCACACGAGCAAGUUCAAGACCAUGGCCAAGAAGCUCAGCAAAGCCCUCAACAAUGAGCCCACGGCCCUGCUUCACGCCUGGGACGUCCUCUUCGAUGCCGGGGCUCUUGGUCCCGCCGUCGUCCUGCCACUGCCCGGGUGCUCGCGCUCACAGGUGUACAGGGAGCUCGCUGCGUUGUGCGCCGAGUGCCUCGGGCACCUCGGGGCGGAGGCUGCCAGGAAGGUAUUCGGCCGCCCGGGGACGGUCAAGGGUGAGCAGCAGCAGCCCGCCCGCGGCAAUAACAAGGCAAAGCCGAGCGAUCUCAACAGCACCGUCAAUGUCUGCACCGACGUCAGCUGCUUCAACACGUUCCAGGUGUUCUACUACCGCGAGCGCGACGGGCUCGGCAACAUGCACGGGACGAAGGCCACGUCCGCACAAGGCAGGGAGCUGUUCAACGAAUGGGUUCGCAUCCGCAACCGUCUGCUGUACCAGGAGAGACCGGCUGCUGCAAAGGCGGCGGCGCUUCAUCGCGAGGCGCUUUACCUGCUCGAGACGCGCGGGCCAGCUGCUGUUGAGGAGCUGGAAGAGACGAGGAAGAUGCCCGAGGUCCUUGGCGUGUUGAAAAAGAUGUUGUAG